AUGGGCAAAGUUCAAUCGAGACUGAAUAAAAGAAAAUCUUCUCACUCAUCCCAAUGCUCCAUCUCCGACGAUGAUAAGAGAGAUCAAACAGCUUACGAAUAUAUCAAUAAAAGAAAAUAUUUUUCAUCAUACAUCCUUCCCCUGGACAGCGACGAAGUUGACCGAUUGACAUUGCAGCAUUAUAUCUUUAACAACAUAUGGGGAGGCGACUUUUCUUCGCCUGUCUGUGAUUUGCUGGAAAGAGGCGGAGCCAAGGUUUUGGAUGUAGGAUGCGGUCCAGGUGUCUUUGUGCUUGAAAUGGCAAACAAAUAUCCAAAAAAUUCAUUUGUCGGCAUGGACAUUGCAAACAACUAUCCGCUCUUUAUCAAACCCGAGAAUGCGUCAUUUCAAAGAGCCGACAUAACCAACGGUUUACCUUUUCCCGACAAUUCUUUUGACUUUGUAUAUAUGCGCUUCAUGAUGCUUGCCAUCACGAUAGAGAAUUGGCAAUUUGCAAUAGACGAACUCGUUCGCGUAUGUAAACCUGGAGGUUGGAUCGAAGUGAUGGAGAGAGAUAUCUAUUGGUACAACGAAGGAGAGAUGGUGAAUGAAUGGCGGACAAGAGUCGUUGAAGGAUUAAGGAAAGAAAGAAACAUCGAACUCAACAUAAGUUCACACAUUCCCGGAUACUUCACGUCAAACAAACAGUUAACUAAUUUUGCAAGUACAGCAUAUGCAGAGGUUGUCAAGUGGGGUGCCAAGAACUUUUCUAACGCCGUGUCACAUAAAUUCCCCGGAGAUUAUGAGACACUGGUUGAAAUAGCCAUGGAAGAACUUGAAAAGAACAAAGCUUUUGACAAGAGUUAUCGAUUUUGGGCAAUGAAAAAACAUCUGUAA
Molecule: messenger RNA, 876 nt
Organism: Acaulospora colombiana
Lineage: Eukaryota; Fungi; Glomeromycota; Glomeromycetes; Diversisporales; Acaulosporaceae
Source: the annotation of a GenBank genome assembly